AUGUCCGUCUGGAACCCGGACAACAUUCGUGAUGUCGCGGAGUCGAUCGGGAUCACUAAUCUCAAUCACGAUGUGACCGAGAACCUUGCUCGUGACGUUGAAUACCGCGUUGCGCAGGUGCUGGAGGAGGCGCUGAAGUCAAUGCGCCACGGCAAGCGUACACUCCUCACCACCCAAGAUAUCUCUCUUGCCCUGAGGAAUCUGGAUGUGGAGCCUCUUUAUGGCUACGAAUCUCUCCGUCCGCUCCGGUUUGGUGAAGCGUCGCUGGGUCCCGGUCAACCGCUUUUCUACGUUGAAGACGAGGAGGUGGACUUCGAGAAGCUGAUCAACGCGCCGUUACCCAAGGUCCCCCGGGAAGUGUCCUUUACUGGUCACUGGCUCGCAGUCGAAGGCGUGCAGCCAUCCAUUCCUCAGAACCCCACCGCAGCAGAUUCUCGCAACCUCGAGCUGGUAUCGAAGGGACCGAACGCUAAUUCCACCUUGGCAGCGAUGAGCGGCAGCGGUGAUGUAUCAGUCAAGCCACUGGUGAAGCACGUGCUUUCCAAGGAGUUGCAGUUGUACUUUGAGAAAGUUUGCAGUGCAUUCCUGGACGAAACAAGCGAAGAUUACCGAACGUCAGCAUAUGCCAGUCUGCGGGAGGAUCCCGGUCUGCACCAAUUGGUGCCAUAUUUCGUCCAGUUCAUUGCAGAGAAGGUCACCCAUAGCCUCAAGAAUAUAUUCGUGCUUACUCAAGUGAUGCACAUGGCCGAGGCCCUCGUGCAGAACCAAUCCCUCUACGUUGACCCUUAUAUUGCUUCUCUUGUUCCCUCCAUCUUGACCUGCCUGAUCGGCCGACAACUCGGCGGGGCCAGCGAUCUGGCUGAACAAUUCGCCCUCCGUGACCUUGCAGCCUCGCUGCUUGGUCUCAUCGCGAAGAAGUACUCCCAUUCGUCACACAUGCUCAAGCCUCGUCUUGUACGAUCCUGCUUGAAGAGUUUCCUCGAUCCUUCCAAGCCUUUCGGUGCCCAUUACGGAGCUGUGAUCGGGCUGCAGGCCGUCGGUGGUGCCGAGGUGGUCCGCGUGCUUAUUAUUCCCAACCUCAGUGACUACUCCAAACUGCUCAGCGAUGGCAUCGAUGAUGCAGCUCGUCGGCCCGCUGCCGAGCGUGUAUUGAGCGCACUCCUGGCCGUUCUGGUGGCUGUUCGUGAUGCCCACGCACCUCUGGUCAAUGGCCACCCCGCAACCGUCACGGAUGAAUUGCUCUCUCAGUUGAGGGAGAAAGUGGGUGAUCUGAUUGCCACGAGAAUUGCUGAGGCCAACGAUGUGCAGCUAGCUCGUGUGAUCGUGGAGGCUUAG
Messenger RNA from Penicillium canariense, 1335 nucleotides. Its product is annotated as TATA-binding protein-associated factor TAF6. Bases 1 to 1335 code for a protein of 444 amino acids. Gene Ontology annotation, molecular function: protein heterodimerization activity; transcription coactivator activity; RNA polymerase II general transcription initiation factor activity. NCBI's taxonomy places the organism in Eukaryota, Fungi, Ascomycota, Eurotiomycetes, Eurotiales, Aspergillaceae. Gene Ontology annotation, biological process: RNA polymerase II preinitiation complex assembly; transcription initiation at RNA polymerase II promoter. Gene Ontology annotation, cellular component: SAGA complex; SLIK (SAGA-like) complex; transcription factor TFIID complex. The record is from RefSeq and is a predicted model, not a curated record. The transcript has 3 exons.